Hydractinia symbiolongicarpus is the source of this 2057-nucleotide messenger RNA. Its product is annotated as protein RCC2-like. The transcript is spliced from 2 exons. The record is from RefSeq and is a predicted model, not a curated record. Lineage: Eukaryota; Metazoa; Cnidaria; Hydrozoa; Anthoathecata; Hydractiniidae. Bases 159 to 1574 code for a protein of 471 amino acids.
GGUGGAGAGCUUAGGACAGUGCGGCCAUGUACAAAAAAAACCUUUCAUGUUCGCGCAAGAGAAGGAUUGGGGUUGGCGGGAAAGUGUUUAUUGUGAUUGUUUUGUGGGCUGUACAUUUGUUUUGUCUUCCUGGAAAACAUUAAAAACAAACUCAGGUCAUGUCAGAAGCUAAUGGUACAAAAAGGCAGCUUGAAGAUGGAAAAGAAAACGAGAAUAAAAAAAGGAAAACCGAAGAAAAAGAAGCUGGUGUGUUGCUGUUCUCCGGCCUCACUAAUUACGAGGAAAGAAAUGAUAACAAGCUGACUAAAAGCCCUAGUAUUAAAUGGUCGCCUCAUCGCUUUGAAACGUUGGAGGGCGUAAGAAUCCGUGACGUUUCUUCUGGUCCUGUGUCUUACUUCUUUUUAGCGAUUUCUGACAGCGGUCAAGUAUAUGGUUGGGGUUUAAACCAAAAAGGACAGCUUGGAAUGGACGAUUACAAAAUGAGGCGGAAUCCAACGCUGAUCGAAUCGUUGACUGGGCAUAAUGUGAUUGCUGUUGCUACUGGCAAACAACAUAGUCUGUUUUUAACUGACGAAGGGCAGGUAUUUGCCUGUGGGGAUAAUAAGUCAGGACAAUGUGGCAUUGGAAAUAAGAAAGAAACUGUCAGUUCACCAACUCGGAUUGAUUAUUCUGGAACAAAAAUCACCAAGAUUGCAUGCGGGGCGGAUUUUAGUCUCAUACUUAACGAAGAUGGUGAAGUGUACUCCUUUGGUCACCCUGAAUACGGACAGUUAGGAUUGGGAAGCGAAAACAAGGAAAUAGCGGCUCGAAAAGAAGUUUAUCAUUGUGAAUACUCACCAAUGUUGAUUUCUUCGUACAUCGAAUUUGAUGCUGAUACUAAUGAAUUAAUUGGGCACGGUCAGCCUAAGAUUACCGCGAUAGCUUGUGGAGUAAAUCAUAGUUGCGCUAUAGAUGAUCAACAAAGGUUGUUCACGUGGGGAUUCGGUGGAUAUGGACGGUUAGGACACAAUAGCACAAGAAAUGAACUAGUUCCGAGACUAAUGAAAUGUUGGUAUCGUAUAACUGGACGAGCUGAUGGUGGUGUGACGAAUGUGUAUUGUGGUGGUCAGUUCACCAUGGUACAAACUGUUGCACAGAAAUGCACCUUGAUGUUUGGGCAAUUCCGAAUAAUAUCUGAAGCAAAUAUGUAUCCUAAAUUUUUGAGUGAUUUACAAGGCUGGAACGUGCGACAUGUUGUGUGUAAUCAGCAAGGGUAUAUUACAUGUGCCGAUGACGCAGUUAUUGCGUCUCAACCUAGCCCCGCGUACGGUACACUGGCACUAGGGGAGACGAAGAAGUCUUCAGCAGCUCCGAGUAUUGUAACUACAUUAAAAGAUGUUUACUGCCAUCGUGUUGGUAUAGGAUACAUGCAUUCGUUAUAUAUUGCAAGAGAUGAAAGCAAGAAAGAUAAGACUGCAAUUGAGAAAUUUCCCACAAUGAAGCUGGAUGACGAUGAAAAACCUCCUGUAGUAGAGGAAAAAAAGAAGACAAAGAAGAAGCAGGGGAAAAAGAAGAAGCAGGGGAAAAAGAAGUGAAAUAUUCGUUUGGGCCAAGAUAAAACUUUUUCAGUUUUAUUGCUUGAAAUUUUUCCAAUUCCUUGCAAAAUUCCUUAUUUAUUUUUUUCGCUAUGAGAAAGGAUUAUAACGCAAGGCUUGUAUAUUUAUCCAGGAUUGUCAGUGGAUACAAAAAAUUGUUCAGAUACGUUUUCAAUAAUACCAAUAUACUUAGGAAUAUGCUUUAAUAUACUUGAUAAGUAUUUUGGAUUAUGUGCAGCUUCUGAACAUAAUUUGAUUUCCUACAAUUGCAAUCUAUCUAUACUAUUCAUUUAUAUGUGUUGCUUUUGUCAAUUGGUGCUUUUAAAUCUUGAAUUCAGGAUUACAACUAAUAUUAGGAAAUACCAAAGACUCUCAUCUCAGGUAUACUGCUGCUGUCAUCCUGUUAUGGUAUGUUUUGUAGUGCAAAUAGGGUUGUACAUAGUGUAUAUAUGUUUGCUUAUUAGACAUAAAACUUUGACCGGA